Messenger RNA from Biomphalaria glabrata, 883 nucleotides. RefSeq names its product mammalian ependymin-related protein 1-like. Lineage: Eukaryota; Metazoa; Mollusca; Gastropoda; Planorbidae. Gene Ontology annotation, cellular component: extracellular region; lysosome. Gene Ontology annotation, biological process: cell-matrix adhesion. The transcript is spliced from 4 exons. The record is from RefSeq and is a predicted model, not a curated record. Bases 76 to 726 code for a protein of 216 amino acids. Gene Ontology annotation, molecular function: calcium ion binding.
UGAUCAGGGUGUCUGAGGCCCGAGCGACUCACUUCUCAGGUUUAGGUUUCACGAGCGGGUCUUGUCGAUUCAACCAUGUACAGUGUAUUAGCACUCACCCUUCUAGGGGCUGCUGUGGUCUACGGCCAAGUCCCCCACCACUGUUUCUCACCCCCACAGUUGACGUUCCGUGCCACUCAAUACAACCAUGAGUUCACAACAUUCAGACAGUUCGAUGCUGAGUACGACGCCAUGGGAGAGAAGAUUGCCUUUGAUGAAGUCGAACAAUCCGGACCUGCCCCAGGAAGACAAUAUUACCGUAUCAUCAUCCUGCACAGAGAGAACAUUGCCUACGAGUACAACCGUCAGACCAAGACCUGCAAGAAAGGACAAGCUGGACCAUUCUUCCCAUUCGCUGUUCCUGAGAAUGCUACCUUCGAGGCCGAGUUCUACGUUGGUGGACCAGGGGAGGAGGUAGAGGCUGUUGAAUGGUCAGACCGCAGUGCAACUGCAAGGGAAGCCUGGGUUGGAGUCUUCAGUAGAUUCAACUGCUACCCUCUUCGUUCAUUUUUCCUCAACGGACGCAACAAUGAAACCUUGACCACUCAGUACUUUGACUUGGUCCAGGGCAUCGUUGAUCCUCAGUUGUUUAUCCCCCCACAGGAGUGUCUUCAGGCUGAGAAAACAGAAGGCAUCUCUGACCAGGUUGCAAGACUGACCUCAAUGUACACUCGCAGAUUCCAAUAAACUACUCACAGACAGUGUGAUUGACUAAAUGUUGACUGCAUUUAACUCUUUAUAUUAGUAUGUUGUGUGUCACCUUGUAAGUUGAAGAUUGUUCAAGUAGUAUAUCAAUAUCUUUUAUAUCAACUGUAGGCUUCAACAUGAACAUCUUGUUAAAGUU